AUGCCAUCCACCUGGCCAACACCGGAGAUUCGGAUGUUAGCUAACAAGAUCGUAGUUUCUCAAUCAUCUGCCCCAUACCCGGAGACUCAGAAGCGCCGGCGCCGCUCUCCUAAUGAAUUAGUAUGGACACAACCACGUACAAUUCCAGCCAAUCUCCACAAAAACGCAAGAAAGGUGUCGAAAUCGCCAGAGUUGCCCAAGAAGGAUAGCUCACGAAGGAAUUCGGGAAUCCAAGAACAGCAAAAGGCCAUGUCAAGCCUGCUGACACCACCCACUCAACCAAAAGAUCUCCCAGGAUGGAAAAUGGACAUGGAAUUGUUCGACCUUGGAAGCGCGCCCGAGAUGACAGACGACCUCAUGGUCCAGAACCUCUUUAAUUUCUCCGACCCUGCUCUAAUUACACCGCCUAUGGACCAACACUCUAUGCCCUUUCAAAUUGAUCCGACAUUUAUGGAUACCCAUAUGUCUGUUAUUGGAAGUGAUGGUACAGACUCGAGCGACGGUUUGCAGCUACCAGACCCGCGUCUGAACCUUGUCGGCCUCAAUGGAUUCAGCGCUAUCCACCUUGCUGCCUAUUUCGGAAAAUUCUCUAUCAUUCGUCUUCUCCUAUCUACUUGCCCCGAAGAUGUAGAUCUACUCAACCACGAGGCCCAAACGCCACUACACAUCGCUGCAGCGGAGGGCCACUUCGAGGUUAUUCCCGAACUGCUGCGCGCAGGAGCAAACACUCUCAUCCAAGAUGUUAACGGACGCACUGCUUUACACUUGGCUGUGUCAAAGGGUCACUUCGACGUUGCCCGUUUGCUGCUGGACAGCACUCAAGGCCACUCCAUCAUCCACAUGGCAGACAGUGCUGGACGAAGCUCUUUACAUCACGCGGUCCUGCAAGAAAAUGGCGAUAUCGUGCGGUUAUUGUUAGAGCGGGGUGCUGACCCCCGUGUUCCCGUUGGUUAA
Messenger RNA from Penicillium odoratum, 954 nucleotides. RefSeq names its product ankyrin repeat domain-containing protein. The record is from RefSeq and is a predicted model, not a curated record. The coding region runs from base 1 to 954 and encodes 317 amino acids. Gene Ontology annotation, molecular function: protein binding. The transcript has a single exon. NCBI's taxonomy places the organism in Eukaryota, Fungi, Ascomycota, Eurotiomycetes, Eurotiales, Aspergillaceae.